AUGAUGAAAAGAACUAAGAAACAACUGCUUCCAUCCAUUGGAACUCUGCUAGAGGAGCUUCUCACAAAGGUGUUAGCUCGAGUUGGAUCUUCUAUAGUGAUAGACCUCUUCAACAUGAAACUGAGUUGCAAAGAAUUCUACAGGGCUGGGGUUGACGCAGAAGUGCUUCGAAGGGUCUCAUUAGAGAAGCUACCGGCAAUUCCAUGGCGGGUGAAAUAUUUUAGUAGAAAGAAACAAGAAUUACGAAUUGAGUUAUUGAAGAAAGCAACUUAUCUUGGGCAUGAAGAAGCCGCAUACAUGCUCGGAUUAAUCCUCUUGUGCACUAAUUACCCAUUUAAAGCAUAA
Molecule: messenger RNA, 345 nt
Organism: Telopea speciosissima
Lineage: Eukaryota; Viridiplantae; Streptophyta; Magnoliopsida; Proteales; Proteaceae
Exons: 3
Coding region: 1-345 (114 amino acids)
Source: RefSeq, a predicted model, not a curated record